GUGUAUCGUGUAAUUGUGUUACGUUGGGUACAAGAUGGCGGAAAAAUUCCACUGAGUUGAUGAGUUACAACUAAGUUUAAUUUUAUUAUAAUUUUUUCGAAAUUUAUUUAAAGAACAGUGUUUUUAAUUUUGUAUAUUUGGUUUAUACAGUAGUGCACACAUAAAACGCCAAGUUAAUUUUUUAUAAAGACUCAAAAGUUUGAGUAUCCAUUAAACGUAUACUUACGUUUAUUCACUAAACGUAUACAAAUUUACGUUGUAUACAUAAAUUUAUGUAAAGAAACCUGUAUAGCAAACAAAAAUGCCGUUAAGAAGUUUCUUACCAGACCCUAACCAAGUGACUUGGGACAGGUCCGAUGAAAUCCGAGAGCAAAAAUUAAGACAGAGACCUGUGUCAGCUUUGGUUAAAGCUUUUGUGACCGCUCCGCCAUAUGGUCAAAGAAAAGGAUGGAUUCCCCGGAGCGUAGACGACUACGGAGAUGGAGGCGCCUUUCCAGAAAUACACGUAGCUCAGUAUCCUCUGGAAAUGGGUCAAAAGGGCAAAGAAACAUCCAACGCCUUAGCAGUUCAGCUGGACGCCGAGGGAAAAAUAAAAUACGACCUUAUUGCCCGACAAGGUCAUUCAAAAGAUAAAAUCGUAUACAGCAAACUAAGUGACUUAUUGCCCUCUGAAAUAGCCAAUGAGAAUGAUCCGACUCUUGUACGACCUAGCGAGGAAGAACUUGAGGAAAACACCGAGAGAACUCGCAAAGCACUGGAAAAAAUAACGCAGUCAAAAAUAGCCGCUGCUAUGCCGGUCCGUUGCGCUGACAAGCAAGGUCCAGCACAGUAUAUUCGAUACACACCAUCGCAGCAAGGACAGUCGUUCAACUCAGGCGCUAAACAACGUGUUAUUCGGAUGGUUGAAGCUCAAGUAGACCCUAUGGAGCCACCCAAGUUUAGGAUCAACAAAAAAAUACCUCGAGGACCGCCAUCACCACCAGCACCAGUUAUGCAUUCUCCAACUCGUAAAGUUACCGUCAAGGAGCAAAAGGAGUGGAAGAUUCCACCGUGUAUCAGUAACUGGAAGAACGCAAAAGGUUACACGAUUCCUUUGGACAAACGUCUAGCUGCUGAUGGACGGGGUCUGCAAUCAGUCCACGUAAAUGAAAAUUUUGCCAAGCUUGCUGAGGCUCUUUAUAUUGCCGACCGAAAAGCGAGAGAAGCGGUGGAAAUGCGCGCCCAGCUAGAAAAGAAAUUGGCUCAAAAAGAAAAAGAAAAGAAAGAAGAUCAUCUUCGUCAGCUGGCUCAGAAGGCUCGUGAAGAACGGGCUGGAUUGAAGGCUUCUGCGGCUUUGGAAAAAUCCGAAGAAUCUAAAGAAAGAGAUCAACUGAGACAUGAGCGGCAUAAAGACCGUGCACGUGAUAGGAAUCUUGCUCGAGCUGCUCCAGAUAAAAGAUCCAGACUUCAACGGGAGCGUGAACGUGAUAUUAGCGAGCAAAUUGCUCUUGGUAUGCCGGCUAAAAACAUCAAUACUAAUAGCGAUAGUCAGUUUGAUCAACGUCUAUUUAAUACUACAAAGGGAAUCGACACGGGGUAUGGCCCUGAUGACGAGUACAACGUUUACGACAAACCGUGGAGGGACUCAAACACAUUAGCAUCUAAUAUAUACAGAGCCCCUACAAAUGUUGAUAAAGAUAACUACGGAGAAGACUUGGAAAAAAUAGUUAAGACUAAUAGAUUUGUACCAGACAAGGAAUUCACCGGCACUGAUCGCUCGGCACAGCGCACUGGGCCAGUGCAGUUCGAAAAAGACGAGGAAGAAGAGGAUCCUUUUGGGCUUGACAUUUUCUUGCGUCAAGCCAAACGAGCGAGCGCCACUACAGCAAAUUCAUCUUCUGCGACUUCGUCGAAGCGCAAAGACGAAAAAGAUCGGCGCGAUGAUCGUGAGAAACGCCGGAAACAUUAGAUUAAUUUUAUUAUAUUGUAUCAUGUAAUUUUUUUCUUUCUGUAAAGUUAAUCAUUUUAGUGAUAGCGAUUUAAUAAUUUUAAUCGAUAAAAAUAAAUUUUGAAUAAU
Molecule: messenger RNA, 2056 nt
Organism: Cotesia glomerata
Lineage: Eukaryota; Metazoa; Arthropoda; Insecta; Hymenoptera; Braconidae
Product: puff-specific protein Bx42-like
Exons: 2
Coding region: 302-1948 (548 amino acids)
Biological process (GO): mRNA splicing, via spliceosome
Cellular component (GO): spliceosomal complex
Source: RefSeq, a predicted model, not a curated record